GAAGAAAAAAAUAUGUUUAAAAAAAUAAAAGACUAGUAGUACAUUUCCAACAGUGUACAUCCAGAGUGAAUGCUAUUCAUAGUGGACUAGGAAAAGGCAUUAGAGCAAAAUGUGGACAAAACAGGAAGGGACACAAAGUGACAUGGAAUGGGUGGGGAUGACUUUCUGAGUGUUUCCACUUACUUCACUCAUCACACUCAAUGCUGUUGGACACACAUGGAGAGAGCAGACGUCAGCAGUGGCUAACUUUAGUCAAAUAUUAUAAUAGGAACAGUAAGACUGAGGAAAGAAGUAUCUCAUUUUUUUUCCAUUUUUGUAAUUGGCAGAGAACAGAAACAACAGGAAGCAGAUCACUGCGCGUGCAUCAGGAUCAAGAGCUAUGGAGGAUUUCUGCCUGGUUCGAUGCGACAGCCUGGACGCUGGUUCAGGGUGUGACAGAGAGGUGAUGACCCUGAUCGACCACAUGACCCUUGACCCGGAGGGCUUUGAUCCCACAGCAAACCUGGAGCCUUCGCCAGCAGAACUGGCUCAGUGCGAGGCUGAAGUGGGCACGCUGCUCAACAUCAUCGCUGAAUUGAACAAGAAGAUGGGUUCGCUAAAGGCACCAAGUGACCCGGGGAACCCGAGACCACAAGAACUAUCUAGACCUCUGGUUCCAGACCUCCUGUCCCACAGGCUGCUCAGAAGCAGCUCGGAGAGUAGUACUGCCUCUGCUGCCACAUCUAAACCUUCACCGACUGAGCGAGGGGGCGGUGGUGUGGUGUGGACUAAACUACAAGAGGUUUUAUCAUCAGUGGAGGACUCCAUCAGCUCUAAAAGGUCCUGGGCCGCCCCCAUCACAGCUUCUGACCAAUAUAAGCACAGAGAGCAUCUUCGAGCCACCCAGGAGAGUUGGGUUAAAGUCACUCAGAUAUUGAAGGACAUGGAAAUAGAGUUUGGGAUUUCAUGCCCAUCGGCCCCGUCAAAUGACAACGGCGUCCUGGAUCUGGAGAAGCGAGACUCUGCUCUCAGGAGCACCUUGCAGAGUCAUCAGGAGGAGCUUGAGAGAGAACAAAGCACCUUCAGCCAGAUGGAAGAGGACAAGAACAAGCUGGUUGGUCUCCAAAAGUCCUGGAGGUCAGGAGGUCGCUUCUCCUCCUACCGGUCCACUGCGGGGGCUCCCAGUCCCACCCUCCCCUCUCCUCCCCUCCCGGCUUCACCGUUACUCUACAGAAGAACAGGCAGAGCUGUAACACCGCUGUGUGUAGGCGGCGACGGUUCUCCAGUGGACUCCGUUACCUCAUGCAGUCCCUGUCCGAGUCCCAUCGGCCUGGAGACUGAGACGGAACGGCUAACCAGAUGCAUCGAGAGGCUGAGGGCCAGAAACGAGCGUCUGACUGCAGCUCUGGAGAGACGGAAGGGAGAGACAGAACGACUCAGCAUGACUCUAAACAGACUUGAGGCUAACUGCUCCGCUCUGGAGACGGCUCUCAGAUACUGCGAGGAGUGUGAAGAGGCCUACAGCGAGCUGCUGUCACUCCAUGACGCCAGAGAGCCGCAACGCAUUCCUCUGCAGACAGACUCAGCAGAUGCAGUUGGUGACAGGCUGCAGCCCGACGGUCCCUCAUCUCCGCUCAUGGGAACUGAAGAGCUGUCCACCUCUUUCUCGACAGUCACAGAGGAGAUGCAGACACAGAGUAACACGGGGCAGAGGACAGCUGAGCUGGUGGAGCGAGAGGCUGUCCUCCGCCAGCAAAUUGAGCGCCUGAAGAGAGACCGGGCAGCCAUUUGUCGGCCUAAGCUGAGCCCAGGAGUGGAGAGCAAAAUGAGCCCCGGAAAUGGUCACCCGGCUGGACCAAGAGGGGGACAUGUGACUAAAGACAACACCAAACCUCCUGACGCCAAGAAAGCCAAGGCUUCCCUCUUCUGUGAACUCAUUUCUGUCAGGGAAGAAAUGUCAGAUCUGCGAGCCCUAAUCCGCCUCAAGGAGAAAGAUUUGAGGCGUCUGGAGUGGGGCUUAAUGUCCCAGAAGGUCCAGGAAUCAGCCGCAGCCUACGUUCCAGAAAGCCUGAAAGAGGAGAUGGAGGAUUGUAAGACCGAACAACAGAGGGUCUGUGAAAAUGCAGCUAAACCUGAUGGUGACGGAGACAUCGCUGAUCCUCCAUCCAGACCCAUUCUGAAAGAGCUGCAGGCCGUCCUUCAAAGGGAACAAGCCCUAAAAAAGAGACUGGCUUUAGUUCAAGACUCACUAAACGCGGCUCUGUCAGACAGCACCUCGCACAGGAGGGACAAUGGAGACCAGAUUGCCCGACUUACACAAGCUCACAGUAAAGCCUUGAGUUCGUACCGGCAGAUUCGCCGGAAGUACCGGGAGCAGGUGUGGAGGCUGGAGCAGAAAGCGGCGGCCGUGAUGGAGAGUCGCCAUCUCCAGAGUGCAGCGGAGGCCUUGGAGGGGAGGAGAGAAGAGACGAUUCUGUGAUCCUAAGAAACAGCUUCACGGACUGCUGCCGUGGGUUUAGACUCUUCUUAUUAAGAUGUUUUAGUGUUACUUAGUUGCGCGUAAAGAUAUAUGCACCUUUUUUAUCUACUGUAUGUAUGUGUCAAACCAUAUAUCGCACCAACAGCAGUGUUUUCAGGCAUUCAUUGGCUCAGAGAGGCCAAUAUAGAUUAUGUAGGUCAGUAGAACAUGAAAAGCAGUUUCAAUUGGCCUUUUUAACCCGAAUGUGUGGGUCACCAACAAGCAGAAAUGGGAAUCCACAGCUUAACUUGUCCAACAGGAAACGCACGUCACAAGACACAUUCCUUAUUUCAGAGAAACAGCUGUCAUGCAGUCACGAAUUCAGGGGCUGAGCCCUCUGAGGAGCUUAGGACUGACCUUCGAGAGUGCACAUGUCCUUUUUCCCAUACAGGCUGACUGCGUAAAGCCCCUCCCAGCGAGCCGUCGUCACAGAGCUCAGAGGGGGGGGAAGGGGCCACGGCGAUGGCCGAUGGUCACACGGAAUGAACGCCAAGCCCAUUUGUCUUCUUUGCACGUGACAAUCAUUUUCUCUGCUGUCCACUAUUUCCAAUUCCUCGCUAAUAUCUUGAAGAAAAAAGGCUAUCAUGAGACAUUGGUGUAAAACUAAUCAGCUCGGAAGAUUUUGUUUUACUUUUCAGACAUAAAUAAUUGAAACCCUAUAACAUUAUUGGGCUCGAGGUGAACAGUUGAAUUCAAAUUGGUGCAGCAUUGAGAAAGCCUUUCGUUUUAAUACGAUCUGGCCAAACUUACUCUGAUUCUGAUUCUCCAACAUUGCUGGAACUUUUCUUUGUGAUGUUGCAGGUUUUGUGAAUAUACCAUGAAGCUUAAUUCCUUCUGUUGUUUUAUCUUUUCUUUUGGAGGAGCAAUAGAGUCUUGUGUCAUUUGUAGUCAGCAUGUACUGUAUUAUGUUGUAUUUGCGCUAUCGUUAAAUGUCAUUGUUCCCGGAUUUGAAAACCUAAUAAAAAUAUAUAAUAUUAAAACCAAGA
This is a messenger RNA of Gasterosteus aculeatus aculeatus (three-spined stickleback), 3483 nucleotides long. The record is from RefSeq and is a predicted model, not a curated record. Lineage: Eukaryota; Metazoa; Chordata; Actinopteri; Perciformes; Gasterosteidae.